AUGGUCGCCACUAGACCAGCUACUCCGCUGCUGCUUGUGCUCCUGGCCCUGGUGGGCGGCGGUGCCGGUGUCGGAACGGGGGUCCCUGAAAGCCCUUCGGUGGGAGAGGAGUCCUACAGCAGCAUGUCCAGGCUCAGGCGCCUGUCAGUGGAGUUCUUCGAUCGCCAUCAGAACAUAACUCUGUUGGAUCUGAGCCCGGAUCUGGAUCUCGAUCAGCCCUCGAGCGCGGAUCUUAAGUGCCUGGCAGACCUCCAGGUCCUCGCGAACGACGUGGCGGCAGCCAAGAUAUGGGCUUUGAAAAUGAUCGACUCGUGGGGCUCCUUGCCGUCGGGCAUCCUGUACGGCAAUCUGGUGGAUCUGGGAAACUUCGACGAGUGCCUCGGCAUUGACCACAGCGUCGCCAGCAACCACAGUGUCCAGGGAAAGUACUGCCUGACCAGGUUUCCUCUGGCGCCAAGUAUCUCCCACUACUUGGCCCUAAGGACAGCGGUCUGCUUUCCCGCCUCCUGUUCCUCCGCCCACAUGGACACAAUGCUGCGAAGACUGUUGCAGGAUCUUCUGAACAUAGAGUUCGAUCCGGAUGAGUCCCUGGUGAGGGAGGACACCUGCAAAACUGCCGAGCGAGAGCCCUACGACGGCCUCACUGUGUUCACCAUAGUCGUCCUAUCGGUACUAGGUGCCCUAGUGGCCCUCGCUACUCUCUAUGACUACUCCAUGUGUCGGGACGAAAGAGCCCUUAAUCCCUGGGUCAAGGCCUUCUCAGCGCGCGCCAACUCCCGGGUCCUCUUCCGCUUGGUGGACACCAGGAGCAAUCCCAACGUCAUAGACUGCCUCCAUGGCAUUCGGUGCCUCUCGUUCAUCUGGGUCGUCUACGGUCACGCAUACCUCGUCUAUGUGUACGGUCCCAAUAUGAACUAUGCCCACCUAGACACGUGGCGUAGAUCGGCGUAUAGUAUGUUAUUGCAGCAUGCAGCUUACUCGGUGGACACGUUCUUCUUCCUAAGCGGACUUUUGCUGGUGGUCAUUGCCCUGCGUGCGAUGGAGAGGACUAAGGGAAAGCUUAACGUGCCCCUGAUGUAUCUACAUCGCUUCCUGCGCCUCACCCCGGUUCUUGCGCUGGCCGUUAUCGUCUACAUGAAGAUACUGCCCCGAAUGGGCGAUGGUCCGCUGUACGGAAAAGUCAACUUUGAUGACUACACCUUAUGCGAGAGCACCUGGUACUGGACCAUUUUGUAUGUCCAGAACUAUGCCACCCACGACAUCUGCCUGGGGCAUUCCUGGUACCUGGCCGUCGACAUGCAGCUCUACAUCAUUGCACCCGUAAUUCUGAUCGGCCUCUUCAAAUGGAAGAGGAAGGCAGUCGCCGCGAUCUUCGUUGCAAUGCUGCUCCUGGCCGCCUGUCUCUUCAGCACAAUGGUUAUUGGGGACAUUUCCCUCAUUGCCCAGACCAAUGAUGCGAUGAACAAGGUCUACUUCUCCACCCACACUCGGGCGUCCCCGUACCUCAUUGGCAUCCUGUUUGGGUACUUCCUUCAUGUCAACCGGGGCAAGUCCUUCAAGCUGAGCCGCAUUGCAGUCACUCUGGGCUGGCUAGUUAGCCUGGCCCUGCUCUUCAGCUGCCUGUUCUCGGUCUUCGGCUAUGCCAAGCAGACAGUAACGCCGCCCAUUUUGGAGGAGGCCUUCUACCUGACCUUCACGCGGAUGGCCUGGCCCCUGGGACUCUGCUGGGUGGUCUUCGCGUGCAUGCAUGGAUACGGGGGGCUGGCCAACAGCUUCCUGUCCUCCCCGCUGUGGCAGCCCAUGUCGAAGCUCUCCUACUGCGCCUACAUUUUCCAUAUGUUCAUGGAGAGCCUCAACGCCGGCCUAGUGCGCACCAACACCUACUUCAGUGACUACCAAGUGAUGCUUCGUUUCUGGGGAGACUUUGGAUUCACUAUGCUGUUGGCCUUUUUUGCUUAUAUCCUGAUUGAGGCGCCCUUCGGAAACGUGGAAAGCCUCUUGUUGCCCGUAAAGAAGGCCAGUCCCCCCGUUGGGGAGUCCAAGUCCAAGUCAGCACCACAAGGACAUGAUGCGCCUGUUCCGCCGCUCCAAAACAAAUCACCCCUUCCGCAGUAGGGUUCUCUCUCUCUAUGUUUUAUAUCCUAAUAUUUAUAAUAGGCUUAUGAUUUUUUUUAAUACAUUUUAGUAAC
Molecule: messenger RNA, 2189 nt
Organism: Drosophila biarmipes
Lineage: Eukaryota; Metazoa; Arthropoda; Insecta; Diptera; Drosophilidae
Product: nose resistant to fluoxetine protein 6
Exons: 9
Coding region: 1-2115 (704 amino acids)
Molecular function (GO): acyltransferase activity, transferring groups other than amino-acyl groups
Source: RefSeq, a predicted model, not a curated record